CACCUGGUCUAGAUGCAAUAACAAAUGAGUUUCUCCAAAAUCUCCCUUACAAUUGGUUUAUGUACUUAGAAACCUUACUCAAUAUCUGCCGGAUCAAAGAAGAUGUUCCAGAGCAAUGGGUCACUGCGUCUCUGUCCAUGCUCUACAAAAAAGGAAAGAAAGAAGAACCCUCAAAUUACAGAGGAAUUGCUCUUAUUAAUAAUAUUUUCAAGAUCUUAACGAGCAUUCUUCAGCGUUGCUUAGACAGGUGGCUUGAGAACUGCCAAAUUCUCCCUGAAGAGCAAACGGGGUUUAGAAAAAACAGAGGUUGCCUGGACCAAAUCUUCACGUUGAACGCAAAGAGCUUUCGACUU
Cotesia congregata is the source of this 353-nucleotide messenger RNA. The record is from the annotation of a GenBank genome assembly. Lineage: Eukaryota; Metazoa; Arthropoda; Insecta; Hymenoptera; Braconidae.